CAAGCUUCAUCCUUUCCAUCAACAAGAACAAAGAACAAAGGAUAAAAGAUUACAUAUUACCAAAAAAGAAAGAAAAGAACACAGAAAAUGGAUUCAAAAGGAGCUGCAACUGCUACACCAACUCAAAUAUAUGAAGAUUUUAUGCCAACAUCAAAGCUAGUUCAAGAAGACCACUUUGACACUCUUCAACUUAAUCUUCCAGGUUUCAAGAAGGAACAGCUGAGGGUUCAACUUACAAGAACAGGAAUUCUGAAGAUUAGCGGACAAAGGCCAAUUGGGCAGAACAAAUGGCAGAGGUUUCACAAGGACUUUCCUGCUGUAGAAAAUUGUGACAAAAGCAAAAUCAGUGCGAAGUUUGAAAAUGGCGUUCUUCAUGUUAAACAGCCAAAACUAAUAACUUCAGCAGUGAAAAAGGAUACGGAAUUGCCAGCCACAGAAGCUGAGAGUACCCCUGCUAAAAGACAUAAAACAUCUUUAAGAGAUGAAUUUACUAAGCAGGAUAAUGCUGAUAAUACCCCUGCUAAAGAAGAACGAAACUACACUAGUACUAAAACCAGUGAGCAAACAGAAGCUAAAAAUCUUCCAGAAAAAUCUUCAACAGAUAAAAGUAGUUCAAGUAGUUCUUACAAUGGAUCGACUGAUGAUGAAACGACCAGAAAUUCCAGUCGUUUGGCUGCAAACCUGAAGAAGCCAAGGAGAAUGAUGAAAAUGACACUAGUGGCUCUGUUGGUUCUUGGUAUCAGCCUCUAUGUUGCCAACAUGAUGAAGUCUGCGAACAAAGCUGAAGAUAUGAAACUAGACUUUCUGUAGCCUAAAUCUUGUUGGGAUAUUUGCAUUUCCUCCCAGCUAUGACAUUCAAUUUCUAAACUGUAAUCAAUCAAUUUAUAACCGCGUUGCUUUUCUGUAAUAGCUUUCAUUAAUGCAAUCAAGCUUUCUUUCAUUCUGAA
Molecule: messenger RNA, 947 nt
Organism: Nicotiana attenuata
Lineage: Eukaryota; Viridiplantae; Streptophyta; Magnoliopsida; Solanales; Solanaceae
Product: inactive protein RESTRICTED TEV MOVEMENT 2-like
Exons: 2
Coding region: 88-810 (240 amino acids)
Source: RefSeq, a predicted model, not a curated record